Colletotrichum godetiae is the source of this 402-nucleotide messenger RNA. RefSeq lists its product as uncharacterized. The record is from RefSeq and is a predicted model, not a curated record. The annotation marks the transcript as partial. NCBI's taxonomy places the organism in Eukaryota, Fungi, Ascomycota, Sordariomycetes, Glomerellales, Glomerellaceae. The transcript has a single exon.
AUGCCCGCUUUCCAGCCGCCGAAAAUGACAUACGAGAAGAACAAGGCCUGGAGACGAAUAGCUAAGCCGGACUUUCACAAUCCAAAAAUGAUAUGGGGCGACUACUGGCGGCGGUUCAAUACUAUCGCAGUCCCGCUCCUCGAUGAGGACGCCUAUUUCGCCGACAUUAUGGCUGCUGCAAAACACGCCGAGAAUCGUGGACACCUCGAGGAACUGCUCGCCGCGAAGCACGAAGAGCGCCGCCGAGAUCUCGACAAUUUCGUACGCGACAUCGCCCUUUCAUCCAUCAAUUUCCGACAGCACUUCUCGUCUACAAGUACCCGCGAUGCGGCACUCAAAAUUGGCCAAACUGGCAGUAUGGAUAGCUUCAUACAGUUUGUGUGUGGUGUUGUUUUCGGUUGG